GGACGAUUCCGAUAGCGAUCAAACAAUCAUCUCAACCUCGGCACCACCAAGCCCCCCGAUGGCUCUUCCAAAGCGGAUCAUCAAGGAGACGGAGCGGUUGAUGGCGGAGCCGGUACAAGGCAUCUCUGCGAUUCCCCACGAGGAGAAUCUCCGCCACUUCGACGUCGUGAUCUUCGGCCCCUCUCAGAGCCCGUACGAGGGCGGCGUCUUCAAGGCAGAGCUCUUCCUCCCCGAAGACUAUCCCAUGGCUCCGCCAAAGGUCCGGUUCCUCACCAAGAUCUACCACCCCAACAUCGAUCGUCUGGGCCGCAUCUGCCUGGACGUCCUUAAGAGCAACUGGUCUCCAGCCUUGCAAAUCCGCACGAUUCUUCUCUCCAUCCAGGCCCUCCUUGGCGCGCCGAACCCGGACGACCCGCUCGCCAACGACGUCGCUCAGCAAUGGAAGGAGGAUCAGAACAAGGCCAUCGCCACGGCCAAGGAAUGGACCGAGAAGUACGCGAAGCCGUGAGACGUGGCACACGAUCACUCUCAAGAACUUAGGUCUCUUGCUUCGGCUUUUGAGCGAGCGACUGAACACUUCUUUGGAGGCCCCGACGGUUGAGGAUAAGGCGGUUCCCGAUGGAUAUAGACUUUGCAUAUCGGCUGAACGAUUGCACGGCUUUGAUGCCCCGGCUUAUGGAUGCUGGAGAACCUUUCUCCCGGCGAGAGUCUUCUAGCCAACGACUCAUGACAGACGAGCCAUGAAUGAAUAAUGAUAUCAAGAUUUCCCAAUCA
Messenger RNA from Trematosphaeria pertusa, 774 nucleotides. Its product is annotated as ubiquitin-conjugating enzyme E2 N. NCBI's taxonomy places the organism in Eukaryota, Fungi, Ascomycota, Dothideomycetes, Pleosporales, Trematosphaeriaceae. The coding region runs from base 59 to 508 and encodes 149 amino acids. The record is from RefSeq and is a predicted model, not a curated record. The transcript is spliced from 4 exons.